UCGCUGUGAUCAGCUGGAGAUCUGAUCCGGAGCCGACUGACCCCCCUUCAGACCGGUACCGAGACCGGGACCUGGACCGGGCUGCUGCGGGUCCGGGACUCAGACACAGAGGAGAGCUCGGUGCUGUUGCCGAGGGUCAUGUCCAGCAGUCCACCAUGCUGAAGCAUCUGGACAAGAUCCGGUUUCGGGGUCAGAGACGAGACGAGUUCCUGGAUCUGGUCGAUUCACCGAACACGUCUGAUACAGAAUGUAGCGAAGAGACGAAACCUCACGGCUCCAUCAGAGAGGGGGAGGAGCCAGAACCUGAGCCUCAGGUUCCAGCAUCGUUCUCUUCUCUUGAUGAACCCAGAUCAGAUCUAAACGAGGUUAAAGCUCAUCUAGAGAUCGCCUUGUUAGAGAAACACUUCCUGCAGGAGGAGCUGAGGAAGCUGCGUGAGGAGUCCAGCGUUGACUCUCUGAAGCAGGAGCUGGAGAAGGAACGCAGCCGCAGCUCUGAGCUGGAGCAGAAGAUCAGCGAGGUGCUGAGGUCCAGAGCCGAAGAUUCACCGUCUCUGACCGCCAGAGCCCCGCCCCCCCCAUCACCCCCACCUCCCCCGUCCCCCCCACUACCUACAGCCAGAAACACAGACAAACAGAAGGAAACUCUGUCCAACAGUUUGUUUAAGUGGCUUUAUGAGCGUUUCGGCGUUUACGUGGAAGACUUUCGCUUCCAGCCGGAGGAGCAGACGGAGGAGACGGAGGAGCCGCUCAGCGCCAAGAGGUUGACUGAAAACAUGAGACGCUUCAAACGAGGAUUCAAACCUGUGACGAACUUCAUGAGGAACCUGAACGCCUUAUCGACCUGGUACUCUGUAUACACAUCAGCCAUCGCCUUCUUUAUCUACAUGUAUGCAGCGUGGUACGGUUGGACUGUUCCCAUGUUCCUGUUCUUCGCCAUCCUACGCCUCUCUUUGAAUUACCUCAUCGCCAGAGGCUGGAGGAUCCAGUGGAGCAUCGUCCCUGAAGUCUCCGAGCCCGAGGAGCCUCCUAAAGAAGACCUGACCGUGUCUGAGAAGUUCACGCUGGUUCUGGACGUCGCUCAGAAAGCUCAGAACCUUUUUGGGAGGAUGGCGAACAUCCUGGAGAAAAUAAAGAAUCUGUUUAUGUGGGUUAAACCAGAGUUGACUCAGAAGCUGUACGUGGGUCUGUGGUUGGUCUUCAUCUCUUCCUGCCUGCUGCCGUACAAACUGCUGGGAUUCAUCAUCGGUGUGUAUGCAGGUAUAAAGUUCUUCAUCAUAGACUUCAUCUUUAAGAGUUGUCCGAAGCUUCGUCAGCGUUUCGACACUCCGUUCAUCAUCUGGACGAGUUUACCCACCGACCUGCAGCUGAAGGAGCGCAGCAGCACGGCCCUGAGCCGACGGGUCCGGGAUGGGGGGGCCCGAGGCAGUGUUGGUGCUGCAGCUCCUCUGAGUGUGAGCCGUGACGAUGGGGAGGGGGGGCGGUACUACAGCACGAAGAGAGGAGCGUUCCACGAAGUGUUCAACCUGCCGGAGGAGGAGCGCCCGCUGACAGUGUGUGAGAACGGUUGGCGCUGCUGCCUCAUCAACCGGGACAAGAGAACUCCGUCAGACUACAUCCGCAACGGAGUCCUCUACAUCACCGAAAAUUAUUUGUGUUUUGAGAGCUCCAGUUCGAGGUCCGGAUCGUCCAAGAGGAACAAAGUCAUCAAGCUGCUCGAUAUCACGGACAUCCAGAAGUACAAAGUGUUGUCAGUACUUCCUGGUUCUGGGAUGGGUAUCUCCAUAGCAACACCAUCCACCCUGAAGCCGAUGGUGUUUGGAGCCAUGAUGCAUCGGGACGAGGCCUUCGACGCCAUCUGCACCCAGUACACCAAGAUCGUUGCCAUGGCUACGGCCACCGACCCAGAACCAUAGUAACACCGAACCUCUGAUUACCUUCAGCUGAUCCCUGGUAUGACAUCAGGAUCAGCUGAUCCCUGGUAUGACAUCAGGAUCAGCUGAUCCCUGGUAUGACAUCAGGAUCAGCUGUUUCCUGACCUCACUGAGCCGGCUAACUGCUAAACAUACCUACUGAGCAUGUGCAGAGUCAGCCUCAGAAAACCAGUGAAGAAGAAACAGUUUAUUAUAUUUUGGGGUUUUUGGGUUUUUUAUGUGUAAAAAUGUUUAUUGAUCAUUGAAAGUGUAUCAGAGCUGAACUGUAAUCACACUGUGGAGUUAGAUUACUGUUCUAAAAGUAAUCAGAGUACUUUAACACUGGUUGCAGGUGGUGGGAUUAAAAGUAUUUCAUGUAGGAGCUUAAGAGCCGUGUUAGCCGUUGUACUGCACACACAAACAUUACAACUACUAGAGAUGAAGGAGAGAUCAUCACAUGUAGAGCAGGCAGUCGUUGGCCGGCUCAGUGCUGCAACCUUUAAAUACUGAAUCAUGAUUUCUAGUUCUGAUCAUGAAAGCAUCAGAGAAGUUUCUCAGUUUUAUAUUUCGGUGAAUUCUUCGUCGUUAUUGAUUAUUUUCGUUAUUGAUCUCAUAUUGCCAAUAUUGUUUAUUUCCUCAGUUAAUCAUCAGUGAUGUCAUCAAAUGUCUCAAACUGACAGGAAAUAAUGUUUUAAUAAAGUUUUUUAUUUUCUAUUUUUGCUUCAAAAAUAUUUAAUUUCAU
Messenger RNA from Scomber japonicus (chub mackerel), 2652 nucleotides. Its product is annotated as GRAM domain-containing protein 4-like. The transcript is spliced from 19 exons. Gene Ontology annotation, biological process: negative regulation of toll-like receptor 9 signaling pathway; apoptotic process. The record is from RefSeq and is a predicted model, not a curated record. NCBI's taxonomy places the organism in Eukaryota, Metazoa, Chordata, Actinopteri, Scombriformes, Scombridae. Bases 156 to 1913 code for a protein of 585 amino acids.